UGGCCGGGCCGCGAGCGCGCGUGGCUUCCUGUCGCUGUCCAGUUACUCCUUGUUUAUGGCAUGGAUUCCCCACGAUUUCCCAAGGAAACUGUCCUCAUUACUGGAGGAAGUGGCUACUUUGGUUUCCGCCUCGGCUGUGCGCUGCACCAAAAGGGAGUCCAUGUGAUUCUGUUUGACAUCUGCAGCCCUGCGCAAGCCAUUCCGGAAGGGAUCAAGUUCGUCCAGGGAGACAUCCGCCGCUUCUGCGAGGUGGAGGCCGCCUUCCAGGAUGCCGAGGUGGCCUGCGUGUUCCACGUGGCCUCCUAUGGGAUGUCCGGGCGGGAGCAGCUCAAGCCAAAGCUCAUCAAGGAGGUGAACGUGGACGGCACAGACAAUAUCAUCCGGGCCUGCCAGCAGAGAGGGGUGCCCAGGCUCGUGUACACCAGCACCUUCAACGUCAUCUUCGGAGGCCAGGUCAUCAAGAACGGGGAUGAGUCUCUGCCUUACCUGCCUCUGCACCUGUACCCAGACCACUACUCUCGGACCAAGAUGAUCGCUGAGAAGAACGUGCUGGAGGCCAAUGGCUCAGCCCUGGAACAAGGCAAGGGCAUCUUAAGAACUUGUGCCUUGAGGCCAGCCGGCAUCUACGGGCCCGGCGAACAAAGGCACUUUCCCCGGAUAGUGAGCUACCUGGAGAAGGGCCUGUUCAAGUUCGUGUAUGGCGAUCCUGAGAGCCUGGUUGAGUUCAUCCACGUGGACAACCUGGUACACGCUCACAUUCUGGCCGCCCUGGCUCUGAAAGCUGACAAAGGCUAUGUGGCCUCUGGGCAGCCCUACUUCGUCUCCGACGGCAAGCCUGUGAACAACUUUGAGUUCUUCCGGCCCCUGGUUGAGGGCCUGGGCUACACGUUCCCAUCCAUCCGCCUCCCGCUGGCCCUCAUCUUUUACUUCGCUAUCCUGACAGAGUUAACCCACUUCAUUCUGGGCAGACUGUACAACUUCCAGCCCUUCCUCACUCGCACUGAGGUUUAUAAAACAGGUGUCACGCACUACUUCAGCUUAGAAAAAGCCAAGAAAGAGCUAGGCUAUGAGGCUCAGCCAUAUGAUCUGCAGGAAAUGGUAGAAUGGUUCAGAGCCCACGGCCACGGCAAGAACUCUGAGCAUGAAGGCCUGCGGUACCUUCUCUGGGAUGGGCUGCUGGUCCUCCUCUUGGUCAUGUCGCUUCUCACCUGGCUGUCUUCUGCGGGUCUGUCAGUGUGAAGGCCAAGUUAGGAACAGAAAGGGAUCACGCUCACUCCAGUUUAACAGCCCUAAGUAACCACUUAAGAAUAGAUUCUUCUGAUGGCAUAACAAAGCUCUUGGGAGCUUGUUGAAUAGGGGAAAGACAGAGCACUAGAAAGGGUUACUUUGAUUAAAGGAUAAUGGUAUGAAAUACACAUGGUACGAAAAACCCCUUUGAACA
Molecule: messenger RNA, 1441 nt
Organism: Dipodomys ordii (Ord's kangaroo rat)
Lineage: Eukaryota; Metazoa; Chordata; Mammalia; Rodentia; Heteromyidae
Gene: Sdr42e1
Product: short chain dehydrogenase/reductase family 42E, member 1
Exons: 3
Coding region: 61-1239 (392 amino acids)
Biological process (GO): steroid biosynthetic process
Molecular function (GO): 3-beta-hydroxy-Delta5-steroid dehydrogenase (NAD+) activity
Source: RefSeq, a predicted model, not a curated record